GAAAAUUUUCUUAUUGACAUUUGUUUAAUGUAGAAAAAGAGAGAUUAAUGUGAAAGUUGAAAUUUAAACUACAGAUAUACAAACUUGAAUAAUCUGGAGCUUUAUAACGCUGGAUUUAUGCGGGUAAAAAAUAUAAUUAAUAAUUAAAAAGAGGCGGGUAAUGCAAUAAGAAGAUUAGCUAAAGAAGAAAUCAAAGUUAGUUAUAGAUAAUGUAAGUUCAUAUUUGAAUGUAGUCUGAUGAAGAGGAGAUCUGUAAAAAAGUGAAAUUAGAAGAUCCAUCUUAUUCUGAGGAAGAAGAAGAAGUUGUGGAUGUGGAGGAGUUGGAGGAAUCAGAGGAAGAAGAAAAGGCAAAGAAAAACAAAAAACAAGAGACUAUUGAAGUAAUAUUUAGAAUAUAAUAAAUAGGAUGAAGAUUAUAUAUAUGUAGACAAAUUGCCUAACUCCGAGGCAAUGUUGAGGGAUUUAAAAAAGUAAGUAGAGCAAAGAAUUAAAUAUUACAAAAUGAAAUACAUUCAAGAAUAUCAUGAGAAUCAUACAAAAUAGAGUUUUGUUCACAAUGAUGCCAUUCCAAUUUGUACUGAUGUCAGACUAAUGGAUUUUUAAGUAAAUUUAAUUCGUGAUAAUUUAAGAAAUUAAGAGAUGAGCAAUUGAAAAUAGCAGGACAAUUGUUUGAUGUAAUCAUGAUGGAUCCACCCUGGCAAUUGUCAAGUUCAUAGCCAUCAAGAGGAGUUGCUAUCGCUUAUUCUUCUUUGGCUGAUGAAAAUAUUAGUAAAAUGCCAAUAGAAACAUUGUAGGAGAAUGGUAUUAUAUUAAUAUGGUAAAUUUAUAAAUUUAUUAUUAAGGACUAUUAAUGCUAAAUAUAAGGUAACAUGUAAGUUAAUUGAAUAAUGGGGUUACAAAUUAAUAGAUGAAAUUAUAUGGUGUAAGAAGACUGUCAAUGGUNAUUUCUUUUUUUUAUGUUUCACUGUUUUAAGCUUUUGUUGA
This is a messenger RNA of Paramecium primaurelia, 984 nucleotides long. Lineage: Eukaryota; Ciliophora; Oligohymenophorea; Peniculida; Parameciidae. The record is from the annotation of a GenBank genome assembly.